Molecule: messenger RNA, 3156 nt
Organism: Cottoperca gobio
Lineage: Eukaryota; Metazoa; Chordata; Actinopteri; Perciformes; Bovichtidae
Gene: ntrk1
Product: neurotrophic tyrosine kinase, receptor, type 1
Exons: 16
Coding region: 1-2394 (797 amino acids)
Biological process (GO): positive regulation of neuron projection development; positive regulation of phosphatidylinositol 3-kinase/protein kinase B signal transduction; positive regulation of kinase activity
Cellular component (GO): axon; signaling receptor complex; plasma membrane
Molecular function (GO): neurotrophin binding; neurotrophin receptor activity; ATP binding
Source: RefSeq, a predicted model, not a curated record
AUGGCUGUGGGAUCCCAGGCCCCAGCACUUGCCGUGACCCUGGUGCUCGCCCUGCUCAGCCUGGCACCCGUGCCCACCUCGGGAGGAUGCCCGGCGGCUUGCCGGUGCUCUUUCGCCAUGCUGCAGUGCCUGGAGCCUAAUGGUAUCAGCAGCAUCCCGGCACUGGCGCUGCAAGAGAGCGAGAAUGUGACAGAGAUUUACAUAGAAAACCAAGCAGCCCUGGAGAAUAUAACAGAAAUGGAUCUUUUGAACUACAGAGAACUGAAGAACCUCACUGUCACAUCAUGUAAGCUGAGGCUCAUCUCUUUCAAUGCCUUCCAAUUCAACCUCAAGCUCCAGUAUGUGAACCUGGCAUCAAACUCUCUGGAACACGUCUCCUGGAAGGUGUUUCAUUUUCUACCACUGCUCAACCUGGUUUUGAGGGACAACCCCCUCAUAUGCUCAUGUGACCUCCACUGGCUCCAGCACUGGCAGCAUAAUGAACGCGGUGACCUGGAAAAUCAAAUGGUGUCAUGUUUCUCCGACAAUCAAGAAGUAGCCCUCAAUUCUUUGGUGAUAGAAAACUGCAGUCUGCCUGAGGUGACUAUUGUCUCCUUCAAAGACUCAAAGAUUCAACAAGGAGGCAACCUGACAUUUGCGUGUCAAGUGACAGGAAGUCCCACUCCCACUGUGAGAUGGCGAACAAAUGAGCUCAACUCUCACUUCUUUACCCAGGAGAUAAUCUGGGGCUCCACAUUAGAGCUGGUCCUUUUCCUCACCAAUGUUUCUUCUUAUGACAACCUCUACAACUUAACUUGUGAGGCCGAGAACCAAGCUGGGCCCGGGGAGGACAUUGUGCAAUUGGACAUUGAGUUUCCAGUCAAAAUCGUCUUCAUGAAGGACGCUGUGCAGCAGCACCACUGGUGUUUCCCCUUUGCUGUGGACGGAAAUCCUGAACCACACAUCAGCUGGCGCUACAACGGCAAUGAACUCAAAAUGAGCAAAUACACAUACAUCCAGCUCAUCCCUGACUCGAGCGACGGAUCAGUGAAACACGGAUGUCUCUUCCUCAACAAGCCCACCCACAUCAACAACGGCAACUACACUCUGAUUGUGCAGAACAAACUGGGAAGGGAUGAGGCCACAGCUAUUGGGAGCUUUAUGGACAACCCCUUCGACCCGCUCGAUCCUGAGGGGAUAAUUCCAGUUCCUACAAACAAAUCAAACAUGGAUGUCACAGAGAACCCAGAGAGUCGAGUGUUUGUGGUGUCUGUGGCUGUGGGUCUCGCUGUGUUUGCCUGCAUUUUCCUUCUCAUCAUGGUUUUGGUUAUUAACAAGUGUGGCCAGCAUUCCAAGUUUGGUAUUCACCGUUCAUCAGUUUUGGGCACCGAGGAUGACUUGGCCGUGUCGCUUCGUUUCAUGAACUUCGGAACCAGCCCGCCUUCCUCAGAUGAAGACUCUGGUUUAUCCAGCUUUGUAGAGAAUCCACAGUACUUCUGCGGCAUCAUCAAGGAGAAAGACAUGUGUGUCCAGCAUAUUAAAAGGCAGGACAUUGUGUUGAAGUGGGAGCUGGGUGAAGGAGCGUUUGGGAAAGUGUACCUGGCAGAAUGUGCCAACCUCAGCACCGACAGCGACAAGAUGCUGGUCGCCAUCAAGACUCUAAAGGACGCCAACGAGUCGACCCGGCAGGACUUCCAGAGGGAGGCGGAGCUGCUGACGGUGCUCCAACACCAGCACAUUGUGCGAUUCUACGGCGUCUGUACAGAUGGAGAGCCACUGGCUAUGGUGUUCGAGUACAUGAGGCACGGAGACCUCAACAGAUUUCUUAGAGCUCACGGCCCUGAUGCUCGUAUCCUGGAGGAGACGAAGAUGCCCCCGCUGGGUCAGCUCACUCUGCCUCAGAUGCUGCACAUCGCCGCACAGAUCGCCUCGGGCAUGGUCUACCUGGCAUCGCUGCACUUCGUCCACCGUGACCUGGCAACCCGCAACUGUCUGGUUGGGGAGGGCGUGGUGGUCAAAAUCGGAGACUUCGGCAUGUCCAGAGACAUCUACAGCACAGAUUACUAUCGGGUGGGCGGACGUACGAUGCUGCCGAUCCGCUGGAUGCCACCGGAGAGCAUCAUGUACAGGAAGUUCACCACGGAGAGCGACAUCUGGAGCUUCGGCGUGGUCCUCUGGGAGAUCUUCACCUACGGCAAACAGCCCUGGUAUCAGCUGUCCAACAGUGAGGCCAUUGAAUGCAUCACGCAGGGACGGGAACUGGAAAGGCCACGCACCUGCCCCAAGGAGGUGUACAUGCUGAUGCAGGGCUGCUGGCAGAGAGAGCCCCAGCAGAGGAUGGUCAUCAAGGACAUCCACAGCCGCCUGCUGGCCCUGGUCAAGAACCCGCCGGUUUACCUGGAUAUCCUGGGCUAAAGGGGUCGAGAACCAACCAGGGAUUCAAAAUGCUGGGGAGGUUGAGGUUCUGAUUUGAGAGCUAAAACUUGUCCAUUUAAUCCCAUUAUUCUAAUCAGGGGGUUAUUACUUUAAACAAGUUCUUCUUGGUUUAUGUUUAAAAAUAUGUCCCAGUUGCUGCUUUUCCAGCCUCGAUGCUCGAUGGAGGAACCACCUGAGCUUUCCGCUUUAGUUACACCUCAUCCCGGCUCGCCCCCGACCCCUGUUUACUUCCCCGUCAUUCUCUGGAAACUUGUCAAAUGUUUACCAAAGUGUUUAAUGUUUAUCUGAAGUGGGAUCCGCCAGAUGGAUGGACAUGCAUGGAUUCAAGUGUUGAAGUAACUGUAUAUAUGGGCUUUACGUUGCUGGGAGUGCGAUAUCAGAUGAUGGCUUGUCGGGGGAUUUUGGCUCUGAGCUGAGCUGUGCCACAUUUUAUACGACUCUACAGCCGACACUUGUGUUGAAACGCAAUUAGAAAAUGAAACGGAUGAUUACAAGAGAGGGCACUUCACAUCCCGAGUCAAAAGUGGAAACCAAUUUUUCAGAUUUAGGCACAGCAGACAGUCACUUGUACAGUAGAGUCACUGUUUUUGGAUAGGUUUUGAUACGCAAAGUUAUUUAAAGGCUUUCAGUAAAUGUAUAUAAGAUAUCAAAGUUGUACAAUCAAAAAAAGCUUGUUUGUUUCCGAUGUGUCAAAUCCAGUGUAUCAUAUGAGUAUUUUUAAAAAACAAGAACAAAAUGUCA